UUUUCCAAAGUAAGGAAGGGGGUGACAGGCCCCUCAGGCCCCUCCCCUAGAUCCGCACUGUUACCAUUUCUAUCAUUGAGAGCUAACUGUAAACAGGCGAACAGGAACGUGUUUAAGUGAGUGAAAUUCAGGCUAACCAAAGAGAUUAAUUCAGCCUAGCCGCAGUGAUAUUCAGGCUGAACAACCCUCUAUGGUUAGCCCUUGAUAAUUAUAAUGGAAAUAACUUGAUAAAUACUUCAAACUCUGUAGUCUGCAGUCUGCAGUCUGCAUUUUACCCCUGGUCUACAGUCUACCUUUUACCUUCAGUCUGCAUUUUACCCUCAGUCUGCAGGCUACAGUCUGCAGUUCCACAGUCUAUAUUUUCCACUGACCAAUUACCAGAUUUACUCUGGUUUGAAUAGAAAAAGCUUUCACCUAUGAAGAACUGUUUAAAGAUAACAUUUACAUACCUGACUACUGAGGCCAUAUUAGGGGUUUUUGGGAUUCAGGAUUUUAGGUAAAAGUAAUGAGAUACAGGAUAAUUGUGGGAAUAUUAAAUGGAAUAUUUAGAACAGAUUUUCCAGGACAUCUUGUUUUUGAAGUUGAAAUUUACAGAGUACGGGAUAUUUACCGCAAAAAUGAAUUGAAUGUUGGACAUUACUUUACUUCUCCAAGUGGCCCUAAAUGACACCUUUUUUAACACUGCACUAAAUUCGAUAACUGCUGAGUUCGGCCUGACAGGCAUAUCUAGAAAUGAGAAGGUUGAAAAGACUUCCACUUUCACGGCAAAUAGAAUGGAGGGAAACAGUACUCUGGGACCGACUCAGAGACUGGGCACAAGAGUUCUUCAAUCAGCGCCCACGAAUGGUCAGCGAUCACGUCCAAAUACAAAAUGGCGGCUAAAAUUCGCGGAGUUCUUGUUGAUCUUAGCGGCACAAUUCACGUUGAAAAUACGGUAAUUCCUGGUUCUAUCGAAGCUCUUAAAAGACUUCGUGAAACAGGAGUUUCUGUGCGAUUUGUGACUAACACCACAAAAGAGUCAAAAGAGACGUUACUGAGGCGUUUAACUGGCAUAGGAUUCGAUAUAAAAGCAGAAGAAGUAUUCACCUCGCUUACUGCGGCUCGUCGAUUAGUUGAUCAGAGAAAGUUACGUCCAAUGUUGUUGUUGCAGCAAGAUGCGCUCGAGGACUUCAAAGGUGUUGAUGUCAACGAUCCUAACGCGGUUGUUGUAGGACUUGCUCCCGAUUGCUUUAAUUAUGAAUUACUCAACAAAGCCUUCAGACUUUUGCUUGAAGGUUGUCCUCUAAUUGCAAUUCACAAAGUACGUUACUACAAAAGAGGAGAUGGACUGGCACUAGGCCCAGGUCCCUUUGUAACUGCUCUUGAAUUUGCAUCAGAUGUCAAAGCUGAAGUUGUUGGCAAGCCACAGCCCUCAUUUUUCCAGCAGGCACUGAAAGAGAUAGGAUGUGAUCCACAAUCUGCAGUUAUGAUCGGGGAUGAUGCAAGGGAUGACAUUGGAGGAGCAGAGGCCACAGGGAUCAAAGGAUUUCUUGUCCAAACAGGUAAAUACCGCGAUGGGGAUGAACAUCGCCUUGAGAGAGCCCCAUUUGCUGUCUGUAAAGAUUUCUCAGCUGCUGUUGAUCAGAUACUCACAAUGCUAUGACGACACCACAGGAGAGUGUGGUCACUGUCAUUCAUCUCGAGUUCAUUUCCACCUAAGAUCGAUCAGGGUUCCAGAUAAGUUUUCAAGGUAUGGUGCCAAUCAAGAAUUCCAACGGGUCAAUUUCCAAUGCUCCCACCAAAUCAUCAUAAAUUUUCUAUUAAUUUGCUGGGUCAUGUCGCUGACCUUGUCGGGUUUUUGACCUGAGACCCCUUGCUUAUCUGGAACACUGAUCGAUACUCAAGAGAUACAAGUGUUGUUCAAUGCAAGAUCUGGUAGAGAUGGCUAGUUUUCCAAAGAUGCUUGUUUACAGACCUCAACAAUUGACUUCAAAACGUAUAAUGUAGCUGUCUUGGUGAUGACAAUAAUAAGUUUAGAUAUCUGCCAGUUGUUUCAUACGCAGGAAGCAUAAACAUAAGCAGCAAUUAACUAGAGCAGAAACUAAUUAACUAGAGCAUCAAACUACUAUUUUAAUAAAUUACAAUACAGUAUUUACUGGAUUGUGGGAGGUGCGGUGGCCUCAUGAUUAGUGUGUUUGACUGCGGAUCAAGUGCUCUGGGUUCAAACCCUGGCCAGGGACAUUGUGUUGUGUUCUUAGGCAAGACACUUUACCCUCACAGUGCCUCUCUCCA
Molecule: messenger RNA, 2271 nt
Organism: Orbicella faveolata
Lineage: Eukaryota; Metazoa; Cnidaria; Anthozoa; Scleractinia; Merulinidae
Product: haloacid dehalogenase-like hydrolase domain-containing protein 2
Biological process (GO): dephosphorylation
Cellular component (GO): cytoplasm
Molecular function (GO): phosphatase activity
Source: RefSeq, a predicted model, not a curated record